GUCCUUCUUGCCAUGGCCUUUGAUCGCUUUACUGCCAUCUGCAAUCCUCUGAGAUAUACAUCCAUCCUCACCAAUAUGAGAAUCAUCACCAUUGGUGUGGCCAUUUUAGGGAGGAGUUUCCUGUUCAUUACCGCUCCCAUUGUCCGCCUAAAGUUCUUCCAUUACUGCCAUCCUCAUAUCCUCUCCCAUUCCUUCUGCCUGCACCAAGACUUACUUCGGCUUGCCUGCUCCGACAUCCGCUUCAACAGCUUCUAUGCGUUAGCCCUGGUGAUCUGCACACUCUUUUUGGAUUCGGUGCUCAUUCUCAUCUCCUACAUCUCGAUCGUGCAUUCAGUCUUGACUAUUGCAUCCCGGGACGAGCGGCUCAAGUCCUUGAAGACCUGUGUCUCCCACAUCUGUGCUGUUCUGGUUUUCUAUAUCCCAAUUAUUGGUUUGACUAUGGUGCACCGCUUUGGAAAGCACCUCUCUCCUGUGGUCCACGUCCUCAUGGGCAAUAUCUAUAUCCUUUUCCCACCCUUGAUGAACCCUAUCAUCUACAGUGUCAAAACCCAACAAAUACGUAGCAGGAUCCAGAGAUGGAUCACUAAACAAAACUGA
This is a messenger RNA of Puma concolor (puma), 597 nucleotides long. Its product is annotated as olfactory receptor 51V1-like. The record is from RefSeq and is a predicted model, not a curated record. Lineage: Eukaryota; Metazoa; Chordata; Mammalia; Carnivora; Felidae. Gene Ontology annotation, biological process: G protein-coupled receptor signaling pathway. Gene Ontology annotation, cellular component: plasma membrane. Gene Ontology annotation, molecular function: G protein-coupled receptor activity; olfactory receptor activity.